This is a messenger RNA of Australozyma saopauloensis, 579 nucleotides long. RefSeq lists its product as uncharacterized. The transcript has a single exon. The record is from RefSeq and is a predicted model, not a curated record. The coding region runs from base 1 to 579 and encodes 192 amino acids. Gene Ontology annotation, cellular component: nucleus. NCBI's taxonomy places the organism in Eukaryota, Fungi, Ascomycota, Pichiomycetes, Serinales, Metschnikowiaceae.
AUGAUUUCACGAUUCCGCCAGGGCCUACAGCUCUUAUUCAGGCGAUCCAAUAGUACAAAACCAACCGGCGAAGAAGUCUUCAAGCAAAAAUUGGCGCUUGCCGAGAAGGCGGCCAAGGAAAGACUCCCCGAAUGGGAAAAGAGAGAAGAGGCACUACGAAAACGGUACGGCCACUGGAACCCGACCCACAAACUCUCCCGCCAGCAGAUGGUCGACAUUCGUGAAUUCAAAAAGGCGGCUCCGCACUUGAAAACCGUGCAAAUAGCAGACCAUUUCCGGGUGAAUCCUGAAAGUAUACGACGCAUUCUCAAGUCGAAGUGGACUCCUAAAGAGAAAGAACUCGAGAAUAUUUUGGAGAGGGCAGAGAAAAGAAAACAAAAAAGUAAUGAGCGGAAACGUCUCUCAAAAUCGGAGCUUCUGGGAACUUUUGGCCAACUAGGGCCACAGAAGCCUGGAAACAACUGGCAACACAAAAAACACCACGCAUACUCAAGCCGCCGGAACGGAAACGAUCCUCGAAAGUCUUCGCCCAGAGAUAAUAAACCGUACACAGAUACUAUUGGAGACUUGUUGGAUUAG